Messenger RNA from Mercenaria mercenaria, 3197 nucleotides. Its product is annotated as cysteine sulfinic acid decarboxylase-like. Gene Ontology annotation, molecular function: pyridoxal phosphate binding; carboxy-lyase activity. Gene Ontology annotation, biological process: carboxylic acid metabolic process. Gene Ontology annotation, cellular component: cytoplasm. The transcript is spliced from 15 exons. NCBI's taxonomy places the organism in Eukaryota, Metazoa, Mollusca, Bivalvia, Venerida, Veneridae. The record is from RefSeq and is a predicted model, not a curated record. The coding region runs from base 255 to 1754 and encodes 499 amino acids.
AAGCAAAUGAAUAUGAGUAAUGGGAUGCUAUAUUUAACUGUACAAAAUAUGACAUAUAUUAUAUGACUGACAACGAGAAUAUCCAUGUUAAUUAUUAACAUAUGGACUAGAUCUAAUUACUUUCAACAGAAGAAUCGGCCCUUCCACGGCUACGAUCUUGAAAGCAUAAAUAUUGAUUUACAAGGGACGUUAUUCACUGCCGGUGUUUUUUAGUUCAAGGUCAACAGUGAUACAAUUAAUUUUGUAGUACACAAAUGGAAGAAAAGAAGGCUGCGGAUAAACUAAACCUUGGAAAUACUUUUGAAGAGGAAGAGUUGCAGUCAUUCCUACAUGAUGUAGAAAAACUGAUUGUUGAAGAAGCCCUAGUGAAAGGGACGAGUAGGGACGUACGUGUCACGAACUUUAGACAUCCUAAAGAGUUAAAGGGUUUGCUAAACUUUUCCAUCGAAGACGGUCCCUGUAGCUUCAAAGAGCUUCUAGAACUUUGUAAGAAUGUCAUCAAUUAUUCAGUGAAAACUGGGAAUCCUAGGUUCUUCAACCAGUUAUACAGUGGUAUGAACGUAUUUGGGCUCGCCGGAUCUUGGGUAACAGAAUCUCUAAACACCAACAUUCAUACGUUUGAGACGUCCCCUGUGUUUGUCUUGCUGGACAACUACAUCAUUGAGAAGAUGUGUGGUAUAGUUGGCUUUAACGGCGGCGACGGACUGUUUUGUCCAGGUGGUGCAUUUUCUAAUAUCAUGGCACUGAAUAUAUCAAGAUACAAAUGUUGCCCGGAUGUGAAGACAGAGGGUGUGUAUGGACACAGACGUAUGAAAAUAUACGUUUCUGCUGAGGGUCAUUAUUCCCUCGCAAAAGGUGCUAUGUUUCUUGGCAUGGGUUCGAAAAGUGUAGUUAAGAUAGAAUCAGACGAACGUGGAAGAAUGAAACCUGAUGAUCUGGAACGCCAGAUUGUUAGAGAUAAAGACAAGGGUGAGCUGCCUAUGUGUGUUGUAGCGACCUCAGGGACAACAGUGCUUGGAUCUUUUGAUCCACUUGAAGAUAUCUCUGAUAUAUGUGACAAGUAUGGGGUCUGGUUACACUGUGAUGCGUGCUGGGGCGGAGGUGCACUUCUAUCAAAAAAGCAUAAACAUCUGUUGAAAGCAGUACACAGGGCCAUGUCUGUGAGUUGGAACAUGCACAAACUGACAGCAACACCAAUGCAAUGUUCAUUAUUUCUUACCAAAGAAAAGGGUUUAUUAGAAGAAUGUAACCGAUUCGAUGUUGAAUAUCUUUUUCAACCAGACAAGUGCUACGACACAUCUUAUGAUAUCGGUCACAAAACGGUGCAGUGUGGACGUAAAGCGGACUCACUGAAGCUGUGGCUAAUGUGGAAAGGUCUUGGUGACUCUGGCAUGGCAGCGAUUGUGGAUAAAGCAUUCGAAAACGCUAGAUAUUUUACAGACCAGAUAAGAGGAAGAGAGGGCUUUCGUUUAGUUUUACCAGAGUUUCAGUUAACAAGUGUAUGUUUUUGGUACAUUCCGAAAAGUUUAAGAGGCCGUGAGGAGACAUUUGAAUGGUGGGAGGCUGUGUCACUGGUUGGACCUAAAAUAAAAGAGAAGAUGUUACACGAAGGAACAAUAAUGAUUGGGUAUCAACCAUUACAAUCGAAGGGUUUUGUUAAUUUCUUUAGGUUGGUUGUAGGAAAUGCCAAGUGUAACUUUUCAGAUAUGGACUUCGUUAUUUCAGAAAUAGAAAGAUACGGUGCCGAUCUCUGAUAAAUCUUUUUAUGCCCGAAGGUGUGCGUUUGUGCGUCCGUGUAAAUGCUUUUCCGGGCUGUAACUUCAACAUUCACAGGAGAAUUUGAAAAUAAUUAAAUAUUAAUCAUAUUGAGGUGUGUCGCGCUCAUGACCCGGCUGUCUCAGGUCAAGGUCACAAAAUGAUCUGGGUUUUUUUUCGUAUCCGGUCCAUAGAGAUUUUGAAAUAAGUUUGCACAAAUGUUAAUCUAAUUCCGGUGGUCGUGUCAAUGACCCGGGUCUCUUGGGUCAAGGUCAGGUCACAAUUUGGAAUGUAGUCUUUAUUGUUGUUUAUAUAUGGAUUUAACAGUUAUUUUGUGCAAUACCUAUAUUAGCCUGAGAAUAUGCUAUGUGCAUGUUCCGGGUCAAGGUCAUUGUUUAAUUUUUUAUUUAUUUUUCGCAGACAACUAUAGCAUCCUUGGGCUUGCUUCGGGGGCAUUUGUCACUAAUAGUGACAGCUUUUGUUUAUAGUUAUUGUUGCAAAUUGUUGUUGCUACUUUAAAGUAUUUAGUUAUUUCUAAUCAUCUAUCUUCGAUUGUAUUAUUAUGCUUAGGCCGAGUUAUAUAAAUUCAGGUAGGACAACCGUUAUGGACAACAUUUCAAACUUAAUUCAAAAUGUAUUUUUAUCUAUAUCAUGCCAAUGAAUUGUUUUUUAAAAUAUUAGGACACCUAAUUUCCAGGUGAAUAACAUUUUUUUUUAAAUUUCCAUCCCAUCCCAUUUUUACACUUUUACUCAAAAUCAUUUGACCCCUAGGGUAGAUAAAAUGGCCAUAACACACUCAUAUCAAGCAAUAUAAUAGUAAAUUUGGAGUCUAUGGACCAAGAAGUGUUGUAUGUUUGCAAAUAAGAUGAUUUAAAUGUUUAUUUGCAAGAUAUUUGUUUAAAAUUGGCAUUUGCCCAUGACAACAUGUGCAAACUCAAAAGCACUUUAUUCCUAGGCCAAAUGUCGUGAUGACAUUAAAAGUAUGAUUUUUAGGCAAUAAUAUGAUAAUUCCAAAACAAAUUAAGACUUAUUUUUUAUAAUUGACCUAUUCCUAGGGUAAAUAAACCAUAUUUAAAUACUUUGCCCAUCUAGUAUUGAAAAACACCAGUGGGAAGUUGGACAGAUGGAAACAUUUUCAACACUUUAUUUCCACUACUACAUACCGACAGGUGCCAAUAAUGAUAAGAAUUUAUGUAUUAUUAACAUUGGGGUUUAUAUUAAUACAAACACAUGUGAAUACAUUUACUAGUUGGUUUAACCAUUUUAAUGUAAAAUAAUAAGAUACCAUUAGGUAUUUUGAUACCACGAAAAGAUAAAUAUGCCGAGACAAAAUUUUAGUAAGUUAUAUAUCUUAUGCAUUACAUCAGUAUUUACUGUUAAUUUAAUUACAAACAAUGAUGUUUUAUAGAUAAGAACAUUGCAAUAAAUAUAAACUACCUAUA